Molecule: messenger RNA, 1185 nt
Organism: Aspergillus lentulus
Lineage: Eukaryota; Fungi; Ascomycota; Eurotiomycetes; Eurotiales; Aspergillaceae
Biological process (GO): positive regulation of transcription by RNA polymerase II
Cellular component (GO): nucleus
Molecular function (GO): transcription cis-regulatory region binding; DNA-binding transcription factor activity
Source: RefSeq, a predicted model, not a curated record
AUGACAAUCAGACACAAUUCCAUCAACGACAAGACCCUCGACGACAUGCUGAUCAACGACCUUCUCAACAGCAAUAUCAUCCUCAGAAAUAAGAUCGCCGACGACCUCGCCAACAUGGACAUCGCCAUCGAAGACACAGUCAUCCACAAUCUUGCCAACAGCGAGAUCGACCUCAAAAGCAUAGUCAUCGACAAACUGUCCACUAUGAACAUGAUCCUCACAGAGCUCGCCAAGACUAUUAGACCCUUGAAAGCAUGGUCAGGAAUGACCUCGUCAGCAGCACCAUCAACAGCAAUAUCAACAGCAACAUCACCUUCACAGGCGUGGUCAUUGAUCACUCCUACAGAGACACCGCCCUCAGAGAACGAAGAAGACGACCCCGAAUGGCCCUUUGUUGGACGAAAGGGGCCCUCGCCUCCUUCACCUCCUCUACGACAGAGAGCUCCAACUCCGGAUGAGGUCACGGAAGAGUUCCUUUCCCAUACGCUCUACCCAUUGUUCGGCCUGUCUCGUCACCCAAAUCCACGUGGACUGUGGACCCUAGAACAGAACGAAAAGGCCCCCAUCCCGCCCAGCCUCGUACGCAAUCUAGCUAUAUUAGACAAGAACGAUCCGCAGUAUCUCGACCACGAAACCUCCUGCAAACGAAUCAGAGCAAUCCUAAAUCACUGCUACGUGGAGGAGCUCGACUAUCGCAAACAGAACCCCGCCAAACGCUCUUCAGCAGUCCUUUCCAUUCCUCGGUGUAGAGGUUUUGAACAAGAAGUCGAGGCACUGGGCGUCAGAUUCCCGAUUGAAGGAGAGCUUGAUUUCGUUGUGAACAACGCCGCGGAGCCUGGCAAUGGUAUCGGCGUUGUCAUCUGCGUCAAUCUGUGGCCGUCGACCAUCCUCUGGCAGUGCAUCUCAUUCAUGGCACUCUGCCAUGACGCUCGAAAGACUGAAAACAAACGGCUCACCUCGGUCUACGGCGUUGCGACCAACGGAAAAGAAUUCUACUUCCUGGAGAUCGACGACAACGAUAUGAUCUCAUUCCACCGAACCAUCCUGCGUCCCGACAGCGGUACAAAGACGAACGAGGUGUACUCGUAUUUUCGCCGGUUCUUCCGCGACAUUAUGGACCGGAAAAUCACACCAAUUCCUGGUACUCGCUUCAAGCCCUCGAUCUCCCCUUCUCGCCUAUAUUGA